Molecule: messenger RNA, 4764 nt
Organism: Saxophila tyrrhenica
Lineage: Eukaryota; Fungi; Ascomycota; Dothideomycetes; Mycosphaerellales; Extremaceae
Product: ATP-binding cassette transporter snq2
Exons: 6
Coding region: 1-4764 (1587 amino acids)
Biological process (GO): transmembrane transport
Cellular component (GO): membrane
Molecular function (GO): ATP hydrolysis activity; ATP binding; ABC-type transporter activity
Source: RefSeq, a predicted model, not a curated record
AUGGCGGAUAACGAGAAGCCCACGCCUUCGGAUGGCGAGAUACCUGGAGGCUGGCCGAACACUCCGAUGACACAACGAGGGUCCGUAUUUUCUGGACGGCCUGAGCCUGAGAACAGACUGGAGAGCCAUGGGGAGAGUGUAGAGCCAGCUGAGACCGGCGUUGCUGGUAGUGCUGGACGCGGCCUCGAUGCACCUACACAAUCUGGGCCUAUGGACCCAAGUGGCGACACUGCCACCUAUCUCCACUAUGAACCAGCUGAGGAUUCACACCAUCCAAACUACCAGUUUCAUCCUACCGAAGAGGUCGAGCAGCCUUCGCCACACGCAUCGCUCGUAGACGAGGAAGGACUCACAGCCACGAAUGGAGCUACCAAGCGGCCCAAGUUGGAAACAACACCAAGUAAACGCAAGGUCACCGAAGACGAUGUCAUGGCUCAGCUUUCUCGGCGGAACACAAGCGUCGACAAUGCUAUAAGCCGCACAACCACCCAGGCAACUGAUCCGGACGAACAAGCCGAGAUCGAUCGUUUGAUGUCUCGCAUGUUUGGCAAGACGAGGCAGGCCCAGUCCGAGGAGGAGAAGACGAGGCAUGUUGGUGUUGUCUUCAAGCAUCUCACGGUGAAGGGCAUGGGGCUGGGUGCUGCUCUGCAGCCUACCUUUGGCGAUGUCUUCCUUGGACUACCGCGGCUUCUACUCAAUCUCGUGACGAAGGGCCCGAAGAAGGCGGCGGGAAAGCCACCGAUCAAGACAAUCAUCAACGACUUCUCCGGAGUGAUCAGACCUGGUGAGAUGUGCUUGGUUCUCGGACGACCUGGCUCCGGCUGCUCGACCUUCCUCAAAAUCAUUGGUAACCAGCGCUUCGGAUACGAAUCCAUCGAGGGUGACGUGCUCUAUGGCGGUACAGACGCAAAGACUAUGUUGAAGAAGUACCGUGGUGAAGUUGUCUACAACCCGGAGGACGACCUGCACUACGCCACUCUUUCUGUCAAGAACACACUGAGGUUUGCACUCAAAACCAAGACUCCUGGCAAGGAAAGCAGGAACGAAGGCGAGAGCGAAAAUGAGUAUGUCGCAAGCUUCCUGAAGUCGAUCGUCAAGCUGUUUUGGAUCGAGCACACUCUUGGGACAAAGGUCGGUAACGAGGUGGUGCGAGGUGUGUCAGGAGGCGAGAAGAAACGUGUCUCCAUCGCCGAAGCCAUGAUUACCAAGGCUAGUAUACAGGCGUGGGACAACUCUACCCGCGGACUUGACGCCAGCACGGCGCUGGAAUACGUCAGCUCCCUCCGAUCUCUGACCAACAUGGCCCACAUCUCGACAGCGGUUGCCCUUUACCAAGCCGGCGAGCUGCUCUACGAGCGCUUCGACAAGGUCCUCCUCAUUGACGAGGGUCAGUGUGCCUACUUCGGCGCUGCCGACAACGCAGUAAAGUACUUCAAGGACCUAGGAUUCGUACAGCCCGAGCGCUGGACCAGCGCCGACUUCCUCACUUCUGUCACAGAUAAGAACGCCAGACAUGUGAAGGACGGCUGGGAGGUGCCACGCAACGGAGCCGAAUUCGGCCAAAUCUUCCUGAAGUCGGAGCAGCAUCAGCGGAACUUGGAGGAGAUUGACGAGUUCGAGCGCGAGAUGCAAGCUCAGUGUGAGGAGAGGCAAGCUGAGCAGGGCAAGGCGACAACGAAGAAGAACUACACCAUACCUUUCUACCGGCAGGUCAUGGCUUGCACGCACAGGCAGUUCUUGGUCAUGAUUGGAGACAAGCAGAGUCUGGGUGGCAAGUGGGGAGGUAUCUUGUUCCAGGCCUUGAUUGUUGGCUCACUAUUCUACAACUUGCCCGAUACUGCUGAGGGAGUCUUCCCGAGAGGUGGUGUCAUCUUCUUCAUGCUGCUUUUCAACGCCCUCCUCGCCUUGGCCGAGCUCACAUCCGCCUUCGAAAGCCGACCCAUCCUCCUGAAGCACAAAGCCUUCCAGUUCUAUCGACCAGCAGCCUUCGCCAUCGCACAGACGGUCGUCGAUGCUCCUCUGGUGCUGGUCCAGGUGGCCAUCUUCGACAUCGUGGUCUACUUCAUGGCUAACCUCUCGCGGACCGCCAGCCAGUUCUUCAUCUCGCUACUUAUGCUCUGGAUACUAACUAUGACUAUGUAUGCCUUCUUCAGGGCUAUUGGAUCGUUGUCUGGAAGUCUGGAUGGAGCUACAAGGGUCACGGGUGUGGCUAUCCAGGCACUGAUUGUGUAUACCGGCUACCUAAUCCCACCGAGCAAGAUGCAUCCUUGGUUUUCUUGGUUGAGGUGGAUCAAUCCCGUCCAAUACGGCUUCGAAGCGCUCAUGUCAAACGAGUUCUCCGGACUUACCAUCCAAUGCCAGCCGCCAUACUUGGUACCUCAGGGUCCUGGCGCGGCACCGCAGUAUCAGUCGUGCACGAUCCAAGGCAGUCAACCAGGUCGGACUACUGUCGAUGGCGCAGACUAUAUCCAGGUUGCCUACAACUACUCCCGCUCCCAUCUCUGGAGAAACUUCGGCUUCAUCUGCGCCUUCUUUAUCUUCUUCGUCGCUUUGACUGCCAUCGGCAUGGAGCUCCAGAAGCCCAAUAAGGGUGGCGGCAGUGUCACCAUCUACAAGCGCGGCCAAGUGCCACAUUCGGUCGAGAAGGCUAUCGAAACCGGCGGCGGAUCAAACGAUCUCGAGAAGAACAAGAGCGAGACUAGCUCUGACGGGCUUCCAGUCGACGACGCAGAGAAGUCGAGGGGAGAGUCCAGUGGUUCUGAUACAGAUGAGAAGGCUACCGCGGUGGCGAAGAAUGAGACGAUCUUCACGUGGCAGAACGUCAACUAUACGAUUCCCUACGAAGGCAACGAACGGCAGCUGCUUCGGGAUGUGCAAGGCUACGUUCGUCCCGGGAAGCUGACGGCAUUGAUGGGCGCCAGCGGUGCCGGCAAGACAACCCUUCUCAACACACUCGCGCAGCGCAUCAACUUUGGCGUGGUUCAAGGAGACUUUUUGGUAGACGGCAGGCCUUUGCCCAAGUCCUUCCAGCGUGCUUCUGGUUUCGCCGAGCAGAUGGACGUUCACGAGCCGACCGCGACCGUACGGGAGGCUCUGCGGUUCAGUGCAAAGCUCCGACAGCCCAAAGAAGUGCCGCUGCAGGAGAAGUACGAGUACUGCGAGACUAUCAUCAAGCUUUUGGAGAUGGAGUCCAUCGCUGGCGCCACCAUCGGAAAAAUUGGCGUCGGUCUUAAUCAGGAACAGCGAAAACGUCUGACCAUUGGAGUUGAGCUGGCUAGUAAACCAGAGCUCCUGAUGUUCUUGGACGAGCCGACGAGUGGCCUGGAUUCUCAAGCUGCCUUCAACAUCGUGAGAUUCCUGCGCAAACUCGCGGACGCAGGACAAGCCAUCCUGUGCACGAUCCAUCAGCCAUCCGCUGUACUCUUCGAGGAGUUCGACGAGCUACUACUCCUGAAGAGCGGUGGACGUACUGUUUUCCACGGCGAGCUUGGCCGCGACUCCCGCCACCUCAUCGAGUACUUCGAGCAGAACGGCGCCAAGAAGUGUCCUGCCAAAGCCAACCCAGCAGAAUACAUGCUCGAGUCCAUCGGCGCGGGCGACCCCGACUACGACGGUCCCGAUUUCGCCGACAUCUGGGACGGUAGUCAAGAGAAGCAAGCACGCACCGACGAAAUCCACUCGAUGGUCGAGAAACGCCGCAACGCCACCACCGACGGCACGAUCAAGGACGACCGCGAGUUCGCCAUGCCCCUGAUGACCCAAGUGUACACCGUCACGCACCGGAACUUCGUCGCUUACUGGCGCUCGCAAGACUAUCUGGUCGGGAAGUUCAUGCUGCACAUCUUCACUGGGCUAUUCAACACUUUUACGUUCUGGCAUCUGGGCAACUCGCAGAUUGAUAUGCAGUCGCGCCUCUUUAGCAUUUUCAUGACGUUGACGAUCAGUCCGCCGCUCAUUCAGCAGUUGCAGCCUAAGUUCUUGGAGCUAAGGUCGUUGUAUGAGUUUAGGGAGAGGAAUUCGAAGAUUUACAGCUGGUUUGCUUUUACUUGCGCGGCUAUCAUUCCGGAAUACCCGUGGUCAUUCGUGGCCGGGACGCUCUACUGGGCGUGCUGGUACUGGGCCAUCUGGUUCCCACGAGGCACAUACCCCUCCGCUUCCAUGUGGCUCUUCGUCUGCGUCUUCGAAGUCUUCUACGUCAGCUUCGGACAAGCCAUCGCAUCCUUCGCGCCGAACGAGCUUCUGGCGUCGCUGCUGGUGCCGCUGUUCUUCCUUUUCGUGGUCUCCUUCUGCGGAGUCGUCGUGCCAUACGCCGCAUUGCCCAACUUCUGGCAGAGCUGGAUGUACUGGCUCUCCCCCUUCAAGUACCUCCUCGAAGGCAUGCUCGCCCUCGUCGUCCACGACGUCCCCGUCCAAUGCGACCAGAGCGAACUCGCCCAAUUCCGACCUCCGCCCGGCGAGACGUGUCAGAGCUACGCAGGACCUUACACACAACAAGCCGGCGGCUACGUCACCUCGCUCGACGGAGGGCUCUGUGGCUUCUGCCAGUACGCUAAUGGUGAUGAGUUCGGAGCGUCGUUUAAUGUGUAUUAUCGGUAUGUGUGGAGGGAUUACGGGAUCUUCUGGGCAUUCUGUGCUUUUAAUAUUGCGGUGGUGUUUAUCUGUUCGUACCUGUACUUGAUCGGGGGCAAGAAGUUGAAGCGGGUGGCGAGCCCGGCGGCGAGGAAGGAGAAGAAGGUGCAGAAGCAACAAGCGGAGAAGGUCUAA